This is a messenger RNA of Betta splendens (Siamese fighting fish), 4603 nucleotides long. RefSeq names its product ligand of numb-protein X 2b (gene lnx2b). Lineage: Eukaryota; Metazoa; Chordata; Actinopteri; Anabantiformes; Osphronemidae. The transcript has 10 exons. Bases 1218 to 3299 code for a protein of 693 amino acids. Gene Ontology annotation, molecular function: protein binding; ubiquitin-protein transferase activity; metal ion binding. The record is from RefSeq and is a predicted model, not a curated record.
GGCAUCUCACUCUACAAUCACUCAUAGUCGCACUGUAUCCUGUUGGUCACAUGUCACAACAACCACAACCAGUAUGUUAUACAUUUUAAUAAUCUCAUAAUUCACAGUGGGGUUAAAUUUUAAAUUCACAGUAGGAUCCAGUGAUUCGAGUGCCAGCACUUUUUUGGCUUCAUGUCGUUUACUUGUUCUCCUCUGUUGCGUGUCGGGUCCUCAUGCACUGGGCCACGGUUCCAGGCCUGCGUCACAGUCACACGUCGUACAGCGCUCGCGUCCUUGCGCCAGUCAAUCAAAGCGACCUUCCCUCUGACAAACGGCCCACAUGCGCUCCAGCUUCACGUCUGGUCUGCAGGCGAUGGUGGAACCAUGCAGCUGGAUGUUUGUGCAAACUGGGAAGAAGCUGGAAUAGAAAUCAGCUGGAUGGUGAAUGCUGUUCAGAUGUUGGAUGAGCAGAGCAAAUAUUGUAAAGCGGGUGAAAAAUAAAAGGCUCAACACGUUGUUGUGAUAGGAUUUUAAUAAUAUCCAGAGAGUCACCGUCCACAGCAAAUGUCAAGGUAACACUGGGGAUCAAAUAACGUGCAAUUAGUGCGGCUAUAAAGUCCACUCAUGAUGAUGUCACACUCAGACAGUGAUGAGCAGUAAUGGAAUUAAUUUUCCAAUUUGUGUGCGGUUUGCAUGUGUAACCAGACAUAACCCGCCCCGUGGCUCAUGGGGUGAAGACGCCGUCUCACCUGAGGGUGUGGCAUCGCAUGUGACUCACUGGUGGGAAGCAUCAAAGCCAGUGAUCGGGUUUCGCUUUGACAGCGUGCUUCUGUUGCGCCCGUCUCACGACGGCGCUCCUCGCCAGGCCUGAACCCGUGACCCGAUGUGUUCCGCUUGGGCCGGAUCCGAACACGUUUUAGCUCUACUGCGAAACCGCCGCGGUGCCUUGCUUGAUUUAACAUAGAAAUAUUUCAGCGUGGGAUUCCUGUGAAAAAAUGUUCUGGCUCUGGGGCAGGAUUAGGAUUAUUCUUCAAACGCAUGUGUAGAUGUUGACAGAGUUUCACAGAGACCACACAGAGAAGACCUUCACUGGCACAGCAGAGAGUCGCCAUGAGGACGCGGAGAUGACGCCGCCGGCCCUGGAUCGCUUUCGCCGUCAGCCUGAUUCCGUUGUGGACGUGCAGACGGUGCUCUGAACUGUACCGUGCACAGACGUUUGGACAAAGCUCCCUGAGCCAAUGGCUAAAACAGAAGCCAAGGUCCCCGGCGGCGUCAGCUCCGGGGGGCUGCUGUGGUCGCGGAUAUGCAAGGAGUGUGGUCAGCAGCACGAGGACCAGGAGAGCCACUUGUACGAGUACCAGGACGAGGUGGACGACGAGCUGGUGUGCCACAUCUGCCUGCAGCCUCUGCUCCGGCCCAUGGACACCCCCUGCGGCCACACGUACUGCUUCCACUGCCUGAGCAACUUCCUGAAGGAGCAGGACUUCUGCCCCGUGGACCGGCAGCGGCUGCAGAUGCACCAGUGCCGCGCCUCCAGCCUGCUGGUCAGGAACCUGCUGGACAAGCUGACGGUGCUGUGCCCCCACUACGACGAGUGCCAGCAGCAGAUGCAGCGGUGCGAGCUGCAGCCUCACCUGCACAACAGAUGUCCUGUUUUUAAAAGAUUGAGGGAGGAGGCAGAGAAGAGGAAGAGGCCCUCUUGGAACGAGAUAAAGGGACGUAAGGGUGAUGGGGAUUCGCCCAGUGAUGCUAAACAUCCAGCAGUCCUGCCUCGAAAUCCCACGAGAGACCAGCCUGAGCCUGGGCUUAUAAAUCCUGCCUACGAAGAAAGUGAGGAUGACAACACGCCUCUGCGCUCCAGCCUGGUGGCCGAGUCCACCGUGGUGGAGCUCUUCAGAGAGGAGCCGCAGGAGGAGCUCGGCAUCCGCAUCGUGGGGGGCAAAGACACGCCGCUGGGGAACAUCGUCAUUCAGGAGAUUGUCCGGGACUCGCUAGCAGCUCGCGAUGGCAGACUGGCCCCAGGAGACCACAUCCUAGAGGUGAAUGACGUGAGUCUGGCGUCGGUGCCUCACGGCCGGGCCAUCGCUGUGCUGCAGCAGCCUUCCCUCCUCCGGCUCACCGUGAUGCAGGAGAAAGGCUUCAAAUCGCGGGACCUGCGGGCCGAUCCCAAUUCGUCCUCAUCCGCCGCCUCCCAGUCCUCCCAGUCCUCCCACAGCAACGCCACCUCCAACCACAACCCCAGCACCGUGCUGCAGGUGACGCUGAUGAAGAGCCAGCGCAGCGAGCCGCUCGGCAUCAAGCUCAUCCGCAAGUCGGACGAGAGCGGGGUCUUCAUUUUGGACCUGCUGUCCGGUGGCCUGGCUUUCAGAGACGGAAAACUAAGGAACAAUGACAAAGUGUUGGCCAUUAACGGACAUGACCUGAGGCACGGCACACCUGAGAUUGCUGCCCAGAUCAUACAGGCCAGUGAGGUGCGCGUCAACUUUGUGGUGAUGAGACCUGCGGAGAGUCAGGAGGAUGGAGGAAGCGGUCGAGAACCACACAGCAGAGCGGCCAGGAGGCUUCCAGAGCCGCAGUACUAUCGCCGCCACUCCACGUACAUGAAGGAUCCCCCAAGUGGGUUUUCCAGCCAAGAGAAGACGGUGAGCUUGAAGAAGGAGCCUCGGCUCUCCCUCGGCAUCACCAUAGCUGGGGGGAGAGACUGUCGCAGCCGUCUGCCUAUUUACAUCACAAGUGUGCAGCCUGUUGGCUGUCUGCACCGAGAUGGCACCAUUAAAAGAGGUGAUGUCUUGCUGAGCAUCAACGGGGUUGAUCUGACCCAGCUGACCUACAACGAGGCAGUUUCUGCGCUGAAAGCAGAGACCGCUCACUCCCAGGUGGUGCUCCGUGUCAUCCAGACCCUGUCUGAGGACACCCAGGAGGACCCCGAGGCUGUCAGUAGAGACGAUCUAGACCCAGUGGAGGACCAACGGGAUGACAGCCUUAACUGGACACCACUGUGGACUCGCUGGCUGGGAUUGCCGAGCCACAUGCACUGGUGUCGAGACAUUGUCCUGCAGAAGACCAACAACGAGAGCUGGGGCUUCAGCAUCGUUGGUGGCUACGAGGAGAGCCACGGCCAGCAGCCUUUCUACAUCAAAACCAUUGUGCCUGGUACACCUGCUCACUUUGACGGACGCCUCAAGUGCGGUGAUGAGAUAGUGGCUGUGAACGGAGCCACGACAGUGGGAAUGAACAACUCAUCCCUCAUCCCAAUGCUCAAGCUGCAGAAGAACAAAGUCACACUCACUGUAGUGUCAUGGCCAGGCAGUAUAGUGUAGCAGAACACACUUGAUCCUUCACUCUCCUUCCUGUCUCACACACACACACACACACACACACACACACACGGUCAGUUCAGCUGUAUUUCCACUGGGCCACUCACUUCCAUCUGUAGCUUUGUGUUUGGGUUACAGUCUUAUCAAUCAGUUUAAACAGAAUGUGUGUAGACACCUAGGGCGUCCUGUGUAUAACUGAGGGGACACAGGUAUAAUGUCAGCUGGUAUCUGUGAACAUGCUGCAUUUAAUGCAUUAGUGAUGACAAUCAGUGAAUCGAAUGCUAAGGACAAACCAGAAGGAUACAAUGUUUUCGGAACAGCUUCUUUGAUCCUCUUCCAAAGCUUUGUGUAUUUUUCUUACCCGUUAUUUUAUAGUAGUCAUCAUAAUCCUAAUGACUUCAUAAUCCGUGACACGAAAUAAAAUGUAGUAAUCGAUAAUAUGUAGACAGCUGUAAAUAUAAAUUGUAGAUUACUAUGUAUAACACAGUAGCUGCCGACCGUAUAGGCUGAUGUCAAAGAGAAAUGUUCUCUCAUCUCAUACCUGUACCACCUGUACAGUUAUACCGGGGUCGUCGGUGCAACACAAUGAUGAAUCACUGAUAGAAGUUCAAGUGAGCUGAAUUGAAGAGAAUUUUAUUUUAUACAAAGUAUGAACGAAAACCUGCAGUGAAUUUGGGUCUGACGUAUUUUAUGCUGGUGUGACAGGAUUUAAAGAGUCUAUGGUCCAGUUCUGUCUGAAAAUCAACAUAAUCGGUAAAUCUAAGCUCACAGGAAAUGUAAGUAAUGUAUAGACCAUUCCUUAUUAUAAUUUAGAAUUGAGUUGGUUGUAAACAUCUUAGGUCCAUGAUUGUUUCCAGUUUUUGAUUUUUCGAGAAUGCUGCAACAGGAAACAAACACAGACACAUGUACACAGAUGUUUGAACUGUAUCAUUUACCAUUUAAAUUCAUUAUGGUUUAAUAAUCUGACCCCUUCACAUGUCCACUGCUCGUAUAUUCACUAGGUAAAAUAGCUCAUAGUUAGUGACUUUGUUUAGUGGGUGCCUUGUAAACACUGAAGGAGGUGAACCUGCCUUAAAUUUGACACUGUAGCAAAAUUUGCUUCUCCUAAUUAUUUCCAGUCAUAAAUGGCUUUGUCCAGAUGACUGCGUUACCUCAUACUGUCAACACAUUCCCAGUGGCGUUUCUUGCCACGUAACUGAUACAAGACUACAUACGAUCUUGUCAAGCUAAUAGAAGCUGUGUAAUUAUGGUUAUGUAAGGAUGAGCCUGUUCAUUUUAAAUAUGUUCAAUAAAAUCAUAACAAAUCA